ACUUAGCACCUUGCUCCAUGUCCCAAGCUCUCAUUCACGAGCCGCGCGGCGCGGUUGAUAGCUUUCAUCAGACUCCGGCCAUCGAAGACCCGGCUCUGGUCAUGGAGGGCCUGUACGUGCACAUCGCCAGCAAGCUGGAGGCCAUCAGGCUCGGACAGGACGGCGCCAAGACCUACAAGGUUCUGGACCCCAAGGAACUCAAGUCUGUGGAGCUGUGGCGAGCCGUCUUCGCCGAGUUCCUUGCUCAGAUCCUCUUCGUCUUCCUGGGAUGCGGGUCCACCAUGUUCGUCGAGAAGGAUGCAACCUUCUGAAGCGGUGAUCAAGAUUGCCUUCACGUUCGGCCUGGCCAUCAUGGCGCUGAUUCAAAUGAUUGGACACGUCAGCGGCGGUCAUAUCAAUCCAGCUGUUACUAUAGCCAUGGCGGUGACGCUGAACAUUUCCAUCGUACGAACCGUCCUCUACAUCGCCGCUCAGGUCACCGGCGCCCUCAUCGGAGGAUUCCUCUUGAAAGGGUUGAUACCAGCCAAUAUGACCAAGAGCGAACUCGGCGCAACUAUGGUUCAACAAAGGGAUGACCGCAGGGCAAGGCGUGGGCGUGGAGAUCAUCCUCACCUUCGUCCUUGUCAUCGUCAUCUUCGGCACGACUGACCCCAACCGGCCAUCUUUUGGAAGCCCGUCCCUGCUCAUCGGUUUAACGGUCACGCUCCUGCACCUGUUGGUAUCAAAUUUACUGGUUGCGGCAUUAACCCCUCGCGCUCGCUUGGCUCAGCAGUUGCAGCCGGAGUACAAAGACCAUUGGGUCUACUGGAUUGGACCCAUCCUGGGUGGAGUUCUGGCUGCUGCAGUCUACAAGCUGAUUAUUAACCCAUACAGAGGAGCCCCCUCAAUGGAAGAUGCUGUUCAGAAAAUGCUGCAAAAUGAAAAUUUUGUGGCCAUUCCACGUGAUUAUUUCAAGGAAGCAAAACAAAAAGACAUCGAGCUUGCACGUCUCUAAGCAACGGAACAAAUUCUGCAAUUUUUUCCAUGCCAUGCUUUUAACCCAGGAUUUUUU
Messenger RNA from Pomacea canaliculata, 1051 nucleotides. Its product is annotated as aquaporin AQPAe.a-like. NCBI's taxonomy places the organism in Eukaryota, Metazoa, Mollusca, Gastropoda, Architaenioglossa, Ampullariidae. The coding region runs from base 572 to 994 and encodes 140 amino acids. The record is from RefSeq and is a predicted model, not a curated record. Gene Ontology annotation, biological process: transmembrane transport. Gene Ontology annotation, molecular function: water channel activity. Gene Ontology annotation, cellular component: plasma membrane. The transcript is spliced from 6 exons.